This is a messenger RNA of Symbiodinium sp. CCMP2456, 2016 nucleotides long. The record is from the annotation of a GenBank genome assembly. NCBI's taxonomy places the organism in Eukaryota, Dinophyceae, Suessiales, Symbiodiniaceae.
AUGCCGAACGGCUUCCGCCAUGAUGUCAUGCUCUGGCGGCUAGUUCUCCGUGUGGACAACGUUGAGGAUGAGAGCAUCUCACUGCGAGUUGCUGCACGUCAGGAAAAUGGUCGAAUCCCGCCCUGGGCAUGGACAGACCAACUUCCAGUUCAAAUCACACUGAGGAGGACACUCCACUCCGAGCCGGUGCACAGCCACGCCGUCAUUCUCAGCCGCACUGAGCCGGUGGCAUCGGUGACGUUGCGGCCCUGCAGGGUGGAACUGGCCGCGUUUGCAGUGGCGACAUCACAGCAGCGCUGGGCUCUAGAGGCCUAUGCGCGCUUGGACCAGCAUGGCCUUGGCGGCUGCAGGUAUGGACUCCUGUUUCCACUGCCGUACAAGCUCCAAGAAGCUAGCGCCUUGAAGCUCGCAGAGUGUCCAGCACUCAGCUUGCCCAUCGCAGCCCCGAGCCCGGAGUUGGACGAUAUCGAAGCCCACCAGAGCGAUCAGACAGGCACUGAUGUGUGGGAUCCUGGGAUCGUCCUCGCUUCUGCGCUCCCGCAGCUUCUUCCGGGAUCUGAGCGGACUUUGGAGCUGCUCGAGCUGGGAGCGGGAAUUGGUCUCCUCGGCUUUGUCGCCGCCCUCCUUGGCCACAGCUGUACCUCUACAGAUCUCGAAGCCGUUCAUGCCUCUUCUGAGAAGUUUGCAGCCGAAUGUGCGGAGCUUCCGGCGCUUACUGGCUGUUGCUGGCAGUGGAAGGUCCUCGACUGGUCUGAGCCGCCAGACUGGGCAUUGGAGAGGACAUGGGACAUCUUGUUGGGGGCCGACCUGCUUUGGUAUGCCGUUGGGCAUGAUGUGACCCCGGCACCCCGGAGCUGGGCUGCCAGGCUUCAGACCCCGUUGCUGCGAUUCCUUUCACGGCUGCGAUUCACAGAGCUCCUCCUUGCAGAGCGCGAGCGGGAUCUCGAGGCCACCGAGGAGUUCUUCCAAAUCUUGGACCUAUUUGGUUUCGAAGCACGUCGAGUGGACCUGCCCGGCGGCAAGUGCGGCUCCCUAACCGCGGCCGUUGAUGUCGCCAUCUGGAGCAUUCGACACUCCUGCCUCAUGACUGUGCCGGCGGCCAUUUGGAGCAGAGACACUGUGACGAACGAGGACAGCGUUUUCGACUUCCCGGUGCCAGGAUUACCAGAGACCGUGCGUGCCUGCCAAAGCCUACAAAGCGACGAGCUGGGAGCAGUGGUGUGGGAUGCUGCGGUGCUUCUUGCCUGGUUUUUGUGCCAGAACGAUUGGCUUUGCCACAAUGCCCGCAUCCUGGAACUCGGCGCCGGCACCGGUCUUGUUGGCCUGGUUGCAAAGGCCUUGGGUGCAGAGGGAGGCCUCCUCAGCGAUCUGCCAAUGCUCGUGCCUUUGUUGGAGGACAGUAUAUCCUUGAAUGCGUCGUGGGUAGAGGACAUGGCGGCCAUCAGUUUGGACUGGGAAGACCCGCAGUGUGUGAAGCACAUCCGAGAUAUUUUCAAGCCUCAGCUGCUACUCCUGGCAGCUGAUGUUGUCCAUCAGCGAGUUCCCUACCUGGCCUUGUUGGAGACAAUCCGGUACAUCUGUGACCUCCGAAGCCCGAUGGCCACAAGACUGCUGCUAGCUCACCAGGACCGACAGCCGGAGCACACAGACCGAUUUCUUGAAGCUGCUUCGGAGCAAGGCUUCAGUAGCCGUGUUGUGGCGAGACAUGCCAACGAGAAAACUUGCUUGGCGAUCUACAUGCUCAGUUGGAACGAGCCGGAACUGCAUAUUUCGUCUUUUCAGAGGAAGCUUUCGGUGUGCACAACAUUUGCUGGCGCCUGGUUGCAAAACACUGUGGACUGUUCCGUGGAGCUUAGCCCCAGCGAGAUACAGUUCAGCUGGCACCGAUUUGGUUGGAAGCGGCGGUUGCAACUUCCAUUCCCAGUAGAUCCGGAGGCUGCAAGUUGCACCCUGUAUCGGAGACGACGACAGCUCUUGGUCGAACUUCGCCACUCAGAUGAGUCGAAGGAGAUGUGA